CACCAUCAAAACACACCAACCUCGCUUCCAUCGCUUUUCCGCUCGUGUCGUGUGAAGCGGUGAACUUUAGCCGACUCCUGACUAGCGACUACCCUCCCACUCUCUCAGCUCGCUUCCCUUCCUCGCCUCGCCGGCCAAGAACCACCGCAAGAUUCGCCAUGGCCAGAUCGCCGGAGCCGCCGCGCUACUACGCCGCCGCGGGCUACCACCGCCCCUCGCCCUUCUCCUCCGUGGCGGCGUCCUGCGUCGUGGCGGCGCUGUUCAUCCUGCUCGCCGCGGGCGGCGCCGCGGCUGCGCUGUUCCUGCUCUACCGGCCGCAGGCGCCGGCCAUCGCCGUGACGGCCGUGCAGCUCCCCUCCUUCGCCUCCCGCAACGGCACCGUCGCCUUCACGUUCCAGCAGCUCGCCUCCGUCCGCAACCCCAACCGCUCCCCGCUCGCGCACUACGACAGCUCGCUCCGCGUCGCCUACGCCGGCGGCGAGGUCGGCUCGAUGUACAUCCCCGCCGGCCAGAUCGACGGGGGGCGCACGCAGUACAUGGCCACCAGCUUCACCGUCCCGGCCUUCGCCGUCACCUCCUCCGCCACCGCCGCCGCUUCCUCCUCCCCGGCGCAGACAAUCACCGUCCCCGCCUCCGGCCCCUCACCGGCGGCGGUGGGCGCGGUGGCGCUGCAGCAAGAACAGCCGCCGCCGCAGCAGCAGCAGGUGGCGGCGCUGCCGGUGAUGGAGGUGGACUCGCUGCUGGUGGUGAAAGGGAAGGUGACCAUCCUCCGGGUGUUCACCCACCACGUCGUCGCCGCCAAGGUGUGCCGCAUCGGCGUCUCGCCGGCGGACGGCCGCGUGCUCGGAUUCCGGUGCUGACCAAGACCAGGCCAAGAUCUGACUCUCCUCCAUUUGCCCAUUUUGGGGUUAAUCGGUGGUGUCCCCUGUCAAUCUCUUCAGUGAAUUCGUGUCAAAUUUGUAAGAUAAGUUAGUUUGAUUUGUAACUUAGAAUUCUUCUUCUUUCUGUGAUGAUUUUCUGAGUGUGUAUUUUUCUCUUGAAUCUUCUCAUCUUUGGUAGAUUUCUGCAGCCUUCUUGUUGUAAUUUUAAUAGAUUUUCUAGGUGUUUUCAGAGUCCAGGCCAAAGAAAGAUUUGGUUCUUGAGAUGUUCAGUUGGACAAUUUGUUUUGCUAAGCAACCAUAGUGAGGAAAUUAAAGCUUAUAAUUACAAUGUAUUAUCAAAAUUAUGUUUUGGACUUGUAAUCUUAUCCAUUCUUGCAGAAUAAUUGUGACAUUUUUGCAUCGGAA
Oryza sativa Japonica Group (Japanese rice) is the source of this 1286-nucleotide messenger RNA. RefSeq lists its product as uncharacterized. The record is from RefSeq and is a predicted model, not a curated record. NCBI's taxonomy places the organism in Eukaryota, Viridiplantae, Streptophyta, Magnoliopsida, Poales, Poaceae. Gene Ontology annotation, cellular component: plasma membrane.